Molecule: messenger RNA, 783 nt
Organism: Acaulospora morrowiae
Lineage: Eukaryota; Fungi; Glomeromycota; Glomeromycetes; Diversisporales; Acaulosporaceae
Source: the annotation of a GenBank genome assembly
AUGUUUAAAUCAAUAAUUGUAACUGGAGCGUCUCGUGGUAUAGGAAGAGCUAUAACCAUUCAACUGUUGAAGCACUUUAAUAGCAAUGUCGUGGCGGUUGCUCGCUCCGAAAAAGACCUCAAUAGUCUGAAAGAUCACGUUGAAAAAGAUCUAGGGUUGUUGGGAAGAUUGGAAAUUGUGAUUGGCGAUGUUACCGACGACCAAAUAACCGAACGGGCUGUGCAAAAGUCUUUGGACGCGUGGGGAAAAUUAGAUGGUAUCGUUGCUAAUGCCGCCACCAUACAACCAAUGGCCAAAAUUGCUGAUGCCAAUAUACAAGAUUGGAAAAGCCAAUUUGAUUUAAACUUUUUUUCGGUCGCCGUACUUUUCCAAAAGGCAAUUCCACAUCUGCGCGCCUCUAAAGGUUGUAUCGUCACUGUGUCUUCAGGAUUGGCCAAUUAUCCGAGUCAAGGUUUUGGAUUUUAUUGCACUUCAAAGGCCGCGUUGAAGAUGUUAACGAGUUGUGUGGCCUCUGAGGAACCAGAUAUAAUCGCCUUGUCAAUUCGACCUGGCGUAGUCGAUACUGAGAUGCAACAAGUUAUUAGAGAUUUAGGAGCACCAGCAAUGCCUCCAGAACAACAUCAAAAAUACACUAUGUUGCACGAAAAAAAUAUGUUACUUGGGCCCGAGGUCCCUGGCCACGUGAUAGCAGCGUUGGUCAGUGGUAGGGCUACUAAAGAGAUGAGCGGUAAUUUUUAUAAUUGGGAUGACGAAAAGUUCAUUGACCUCCAAUUGAAAGCUUGA